CGAUAAAACUACGCUGACAGCUUAAAUGCGAAAUUGCUCUGACAUUUUGUUAGUAUACAGUGAAUUCUAGUAUGGCAAACAUGUCUAAAACGACACGCAUACUGAAGCACAAAAAUCUUUUCAACGAUGUCUUCAAACGUCAAUACAGUGAUUAAUGGAUUAAUUUUCUUUACAGCAGAUGGUUGGUGUGUUUCAACCAAACCAAACAACUUGUCUUCUCCGUGUCAUGAGAUUUUGUACGUGGAAAAGCUACAGCUGCAGCAAAUUUAAAAGAGCCAGUUUUAUUUCAUGGAGAACCUAGUGGACCAAGUGUUGUUACACCCAUACCAGGUCCUCGAUCCACAAAGUUAAUAAAUGAACUAGAAACUAUCCAGAAUACAGGAGCUGUCCAGUUUUUUGUUGACUAUGAUCAUUGUUUGGGGAAUUACCUUUUUGAUGCAGACGGAAAUGUUCUGUUGGAUAUGUUUACACAGAUUGCUACCAUCCCAAUUGGAUACAGUCACCCAAGAUUAAUGGCAGCCCUCAGAAAACCAGAAAAUAUUGCUUCGUUUGUAAACAGACCUGCGUUAGGAUGUUUACCGCCAAGUAAUUGGGUUAAUAAACUGAAGGAUGUUCUCUUAGCUGUGGCACCUCCAGGUUUAACUAAUGUACAGACCAUGCAGUGUGGAGCCUGUUCUAUUGAACACAGUCAAAAAGCCAUCUUUAUGUGGUAUCAGAGACACAGAAGAGGAGGCAGACCACCAAAUGAAGAAGAAUUAAGAUCUUGUAUAACCAACGAAAAACCUGGUACACCUGAGAUCUGUGUUAUGUCAUUUCAUAAAGCUUUCCACGGUAGAACUAUGGGGGCUCUUGCUUUAACUCACACUAAAUGGGUUCAUAAAUUGGAUUUCCCUCAACCAAACUGGCCAAUAGCCCCAUUCCCCGCUCUACAAUAUCCACUGGACGAGUUUGUUCGUGAAAACAGAGAAGAGGAGGACAGAUGCUUGAAUACUGUUCGUGAGUUGUUUGAAAAAUGGCGCCUAAAAGGUAAUCCUGUUGCUGGUAUUGCGGUAGAACCAGUUCAAUGUGAAGGGGGUGAUAACCAUGCUACCCCUUAUUUCUUCCAAGGUCUUCAAGAUAUAGCCAAAGAGAAUGAUGCUGCUUUGUUAAUAGAUGAAGUACAGACUGGAUGUGGAAGUACGGGUAAAUUCUGGGCUCAUGAACAUUUUAAUCUUCGAGAAGCCCCAGACUUGGUACCUUUUGCCAAGAAAAUGAUGACAGGUGGAUUCUAUUUCAAGAAAGAUUUUAAACCAACUGAGGGAAAUCGAAUCUUUACAACCUGGACAGGUGAUCCUUCGAAAGUAUCCAUGUUGGAAGCUGUCGUUGAUGUUAUUUUUCAAGAAGAUCUGGUUACAAACACUGCUAUUGUGGGCGAUUAUUUAAUGAGUGUACUUAAAGAACUUCAGAAACGUUAUCCUGGAUUAAUAAAGAAUGCUCGAGGCUUGGGAACUUUGACUGCCAUUGAUUUUAAUAAUGUUGAAUCCCGAGAUAAAGCUGUUUAUAAUCUCCGACAAAAAGGUGUGUUAGUUGGCGUCUGCGGAGAAAUGUCGAUGAGAUUCAGACCAACUUUAAUGUUCCAAAAUCACCAUGUUGAUAUUUUUACUGAUAUUUUCAAUGAUGUGCUCACAGGACUGAACAAAUAAAAUAAUGCUAAUGUGUAAUCGUGUAUGCAUAAUUUUUAUAGAUGCACACUUCUUGAUUUAUUUUGAAUCAUGGCUUUUAUAUAUAAAAAUAUAUGUAUCCAAUCCAAUGAUAAAAAGUUUAAUGUUUCUCAAGGAAAAUGCAUUAAUAGUUAUAAUGCUCAUGAAAGUGAACACAGCAUAUUAAUUAUUUUUUUUACUUCAUAUUAUAACCAUUCUCAUUGUAAAUAUCUCUAUCAUCUACAGAUUUAUUGUCUGCCGAUUAGUAGACUGUUUUGAUCAAUAAUACAUUCACUUGAAGUGGAUAGCUGGCAAUAGCCCAAUCUUCUAUCACUGUUUUAUUUCAUUGAUUUUAUAUUUUGAUUUUGUCAUAUUGAUGAUAUCAUCUAAUGAGUAGUUUUUUAUAAAAAAAUUAUAAUAAAUUAUUUUGAAAAGGA
Messenger RNA from Patella vulgata (common limpet), 2116 nucleotides. RefSeq names its product 4-aminobutyrate aminotransferase, mitochondrial. The record is from RefSeq and is a predicted model, not a curated record. Gene Ontology annotation, biological process: GABA catabolic process. Gene Ontology annotation, cellular component: mitochondrion. NCBI's taxonomy places the organism in Eukaryota, Metazoa, Mollusca, Gastropoda, Patellidae. Gene Ontology annotation, molecular function: pyridoxal phosphate binding. Bases 462 to 1682 code for a protein of 406 amino acids. The transcript is spliced from 14 exons.